AUGCGUGGGAAAAGUCCUCGACGACAAGUGAAGUUCACAGACUUUAAGGGUAAGAAACACUUGGCUUACAGCUUUAUUUUCCUGCCUACUAGAUGUGGGGAGUCUUCAUCACUUGUAACAUCGCAGCAUAUCCAAAAUAGGGAUAUCAGAACUCAUUGUGAAAGCCUUCCGUACAAGAGGGCAGAUCUGUUCAGCAGACUUACUUUGAUCUUGAGUAACAGAGAAAAGCCUUCUGUGGUGAUCAUUUAUAAUGAGCUAGUUAGUCCAACCAAUCAGCCCGACACCGCCGCUGCUUACAUCAAUGCCUUCUUCAGCGCCGAAACGCGAGGAAAAAUACCAAACAUUAUACAACCCUCCUUUCUUGGAGGCGCUAAAAUGGUCUUAACUAACGCCGUCUACUUCAAAGGCAUUUGGAAAUACCCGUUCAAGUCUCAAAGUACCCACAAGGAGUUUUUCGUAUCCCCGAAACAGUCUGUCGAAGUGCAUAUGAUGUCGCAAACGGGAAAUUUCAAAUAUGGUAAUUGGACUCGAAGAAGUUUCGCGCCAGUGCUGGAGAUGCCCUUCAGGGGCGACAGCGCGUCCAUGGUGGUGCUCCUCCCGCGAUGUGGAAGGGGAUCCAAGACGGUUGAAUGGCUGGUCCGACGCCUGAAGCCCAAGAGACUCGCUUUUGAGUUAAAGGCGAUGCGCUUCGUCCCGCUGACUGUGAAGUUUCCAAAAUUCAGCGUGGAGACUACUCUCAACGAUGAACUCAUUUCGUUAUGUUUGAAUUAG
This is a messenger RNA of Penaeus vannamei (Pacific white shrimp), 771 nucleotides long. The record is from RefSeq and is a predicted model, not a curated record. NCBI's taxonomy places the organism in Eukaryota, Metazoa, Arthropoda, Malacostraca, Decapoda, Penaeidae.